Molecule: messenger RNA, 723 nt
Organism: Sciurus carolinensis (gray squirrel)
Lineage: Eukaryota; Metazoa; Chordata; Mammalia; Rodentia; Sciuridae
Product: sperm acrosome-associated protein 5-like
Exons: 4
Coding region: 162-668 (168 amino acids)
Biological process (GO): fusion of sperm to egg plasma membrane involved in single fertilization
Cellular component (GO): sperm flagellum; acrosomal vesicle
Molecular function (GO): lysozyme activity
Source: RefSeq, a predicted model, not a curated record
GGAAAGUAGUGAGGUGCCCAGACCUCUGGCUUCUAUGUUCCAGAAUAUAUCACUUAGACCAGUCAGUGCUCAUAGAGCCUGGAGUUCCAGAAUGCCCCUAAUUCUGAAGACCACAGGAUGAAUCUGGAGCAAGGCAUCAGCUAUAAGAGCUUGUGGGUGUCAUGAUGCUGGCUCGGGGCACUAUGUUAGUGAUCUGGGCCACAUUGAUUGUUGCCAGCGUGGAUGCCAAGAUUUAUGAACGUUGUGAGCUAGCAAAGAAGCUGGAGAAGGCAGGACUCGAUGGUUACAGAGGCUACCACAUUGGAGACUGGCUAUGCAUGGCACACUAUGAGAGUGGCUUUGACACCUCUUUCGUGGAUCACAAUCCUGAUGGCAGUAGUGAAUAUGGCAUUUUCCAGCUGAACUCCGCCUGGUGGUGUGACAAUGGUGUCACACCCACACAGAACCUCUGCCACAUGGAUUGUCGUGAUCUGCUCAACCGACAUAUUCUGGAUGACAUCUUGUGUGCCAAGCGGGUUGUGAAUGUACCAGGAAGUAUGAAGGCCUGGGAUUCUUGGACCCGGCAUUGCUCUGGUCAUGAUUUAUCUGACUGGCUCAAGGGGUGUGAUACGUAUGCAAAAACAAACCCAAGGAACUUCCAUCAUUAUCCCUUAAGUUCACAGGGAUAAAGAUUUUCUUUUCCUGUCUUUUUUUUUCUUUUGUGGAUUUAAUAAAGAUGUUAUA